Messenger RNA from Hypomesus transpacificus, 1003 nucleotides. RefSeq lists its product as uncharacterized. The transcript is spliced from 4 exons. The coding region runs from base 524 to 895 and encodes 123 amino acids. The record is from RefSeq and is a predicted model, not a curated record. Lineage: Eukaryota; Metazoa; Chordata; Actinopteri; Osmeriformes; Osmeridae.
GAGCCAAGCGUCAGUGCUCAAGCAACAGUGAAGGCCAAAGGAGCUGUGAAACUGUGUACAGACGGACUCCAUGGAUACAAACAAGAAUAGUGCCUUCCUGUCGCGUAAAACGUCUUGCCUUUAGAAAAAGGGAACUGGAGCGGAGGGGGACAACUGAAAGAGCUUUAUCUAGGAUUAUCUAGAAUGUUUAUAGAUGCGCAAGAUAUUUGUUUUUACUGUCUCGACAGUUAAAGAGAUUUAAAUCUGAAAGCUAUACUCUGUCAAAAGUGUGUUUGCUCAGAGAAACUGUAGAUGCUAAUUCACAAUGGCCUUUCCUUCAGUGCUGAGGCUUGUCACUAAGUAUGACUGUAGUCAACAACAGUGAUAUAACACCCCCUAUUGUGGCUUUGUGUGCUUAGCCCAAACUCAUUACUCCUCUAGUUCUAUGCAAGAGAUGGGUGCUUCAAAUACAGUACUUGGGAGCAACAUUUUGAAAGGUAGAUGUAGACGUCUGUUCUGACUCCUAAACGACAAAGAGAACGAAAUGUUCGUCAAGGUACAGUUUGGAGACUGCGUGGAGCUGAUGGACAGGUCCGGAGAGCUAAUGAGUCUGAACGAGAGGGGGCAGAGUGUGGAGCGGGCCAGCAGCUUGCUGAAGGAGAGGCAGAGUUACAUCCUCCUACAGGUGUCCAGAGAUGAUAGUACUGACGGCAACAAGUAUCUACCUCUCCUAAACAACCUGGGAAGGUGCCACCCUGAAUUAGCAGAGAUUCUGCGGAAGAUGUCCCUACCCAGUCGGGAGCGAGAUAGAAAAGGCGGUCCCUACAGAAAAGGCUGGCCACAGAGGGACGCUCUUAUCAACCAGACUCGGAACAAGACCACGAGUGGAAACAAGAAGAAUAAUUCCAUCAAAUAGUGACCCAACCCCACUGAAUAGUGUGUCCAUGUUUCAGAUAAUAAUCAAUCAGGCGACGUAUAACAAAAAAAGUACCAGGACUUUAAAUAAAGUGUUUUUGAAUAAAUA